AUGGCGGACUUCCUCAGAUCGUUCAACCGCACAUCCCCCUCCGACCGUGAAAGUCCCAUCAUCCGCUUCUCGCACGACCUCGCCGCCCCGAUAUCCCAAUUCCACGGGCUCGAAACCCCGGCCGCACUCCUCACUUGGGCCAUUGAAACGCAUGGCGACAAGCGGUGCCUCGCCCAGCGGAAGAUCAUCGCGCACGUCAUGGAGACGAGAUUACUCGGGGACUGGCAGUACUUCACGUACGCCGAGGUUGGGCAGCGGAUUCGAGAGAUGGGCGCGGGAUUGAAGAAGUUGCUCAAUGGGAGGAAGAUUCAAAGGCUGCAUAUGACUGCUUCAAAUAGGUCUCUGGGGACGGCGGUGACUGGGAGUGAGUGCGUAUGUGCGAAUUGGUUCAUGCUCUCCCAUGCAGCAGAGAUGGUGUCGAUCGAGCUCAUCUGCCUCAACAACCUACUCGGCCAGCGGGAGCUGACGCAUACCCUCACGCAUGUUCCCGCUACGGCGGUGUUCGUGGAGGGUAGUUACCUCUCGAGGCUACUCACUCCCCUCGUCGAAUGUCCCCACAUCAGACUCAUCAUUUACGAGACGGCAUCAGAGGUCGAUACCGACCUCGAGGCGAUAAACCGGGAUGUUAUGACUUUGAAACACGGGCUCGAAGGAAGGAUCAGAAUCAUCAGUGUUGACGAGCUGUGUAGAACCGGACUGGAGGUCAUGGAAAACUGUACGCUCGAUAAACCAAAAGACGCUGGCGGAACAUGGGGCCACAUCUAUGCGAGGACUCUGAAUGAGUACGAGCUGCCAUUCCCGGAUGCUCUGACAAACGGGCAAGUUGCAGCGGGAGUUGCCGGAAUGCACUACGCACUCCAGGACGGGAUUUCAACAGACGAUAUAUACCUCUCGUACCUCCCACUCUACUUCCGUUGCGAAUACAACUUCGUCAAUGCGCUUUUCCUAUUGGGGGUCACCAUCGGCUUCGGGACGCAGGUGGAGACUUUCCUUCUAUCGGCACCCCACAAUCCCAGGUGCUGUCCGGCGAGUUACGGGGACGUGCAAUCGCUCAAUCCAUCGAUAUUCUUCGGAACAAGGGUAUUCUGGGAGGGGAUACACGAAAAGUUGCUGAAGGCGCUGGCGUUGCGUCCAAUUGCGGAGCAGCACGAGUUCUGGAAAUGGCUGGAGAAGAAGCGUGAUGUCAUUGGAGGCCGGUACGCGCCCAUGGUGCACGUUUUUGAGAAGUGGGGACACAUCGCCGAGAUUAGAGAAUCGUUCUUCGGCAACAGGAUCAGAUGGAUCGGAAGCAUAUGUUCGAUGAUGCCGGUCGAAAAAAGGGAACUCCUCGGAUUGGUGUUUGGUGGUACAAGGGGGAUCAUGGUCGAGGGCUGGGGACUUCCGCAUAUGAACUCCGAUAUAUGCUUCAUGCCGCCGCAGCACCACACGAGGAUAGGAAUCGGGCGCCCACUACCGAGCGUCGAGGUAAAGCUGGUUGCCAUCUCGGAAGACGAAGGCGCUCAAACGAGCCGACAUAUCUACCGCGGCCUCAUCAUGAUCCGCGGCCCGUCCAUAGCGAGAGCAAAGACUCCACAGCGCAGAUCGGGAGUAAAUUACAACCUCACGUUGGCUGCACAAUCAUCUUCCGAAGACGACUGGAUCGAAACGGGGAGGUUCGGCGAGUGGAAUUCGAACAAGCAAUCUUUUCGAGUUGUAGGCCACUUGAUUGCUAGCCUUACUUCUCGAUACCUGGCCGAUUACAUUCCCGUUGAGCGACUGGAGGCUACCUACAAGGAGGUCGUUUACGUAACGGAGUGCGUUUUUCACCACUCCUGGAGAUGCGUCAAACCCAUCGCGAUACUUCUGGUUGAUGAACUCACCCUCCGAGGGUUAGCGAUGAACAUCCCCACCCUCUCCCUAGCCAUGACCACGAUGAUUACAGAAGAACUUGAACAGUUUCAGGAGCUCAAGUUGGAGGUCGUCAAAGAUCUCCGCAAACAGGCAUCCUUGCUGGGUCUUGUUGGAUUCGAGCUUGUCGGGGGUGUGGUGAUCGAGUUUGGCACGUGGGGGAAGGCGUUGAGGCGCUCGGACGGGACCCUUGAUCGCGAGAGAAUCAUGGCGAAGUACCGAGACGCUGUUGAGGAGCAGGCGAGGUUGUUGACGGCUGCUGGAUAA
This is a messenger RNA of Tricharina praecox, 2154 nucleotides long. RefSeq lists its product as uncharacterized. The transcript has 6 exons. Gene Ontology annotation, biological process: long-chain fatty-acyl-CoA metabolic process; long-chain fatty acid metabolic process. The record is from RefSeq and is a predicted model, not a curated record. Gene Ontology annotation, molecular function: long-chain fatty acid-CoA ligase activity. Gene Ontology annotation, cellular component: endoplasmic reticulum; plasma membrane; lipid droplet. The coding region runs from base 1 to 2154 and encodes 717 amino acids. Lineage: Eukaryota; Fungi; Ascomycota; Pezizomycetes; Pezizales; Pyronemataceae.